AUGAAUGGCCAGUGGCUUGGCAGCAGAAGCAUCCGAACAAAUUGGGCGACACGUAAACCACCACCUCCAAAAUCCGAAGCAAACGCUAAGCCAUUAACCUUUGACGAGGUGUACAAUCAGAGCAGUCCAACUAACUGCACAGUUUACUGUGGUGGUUUAACAAAUGGCCUUACAGAGGAGCUGAUGCAGAAAACCUUCUCACCAUUUGGCUCUAUUCAAGAAAUUCGGGUCUUCAAGGAUAAAGGUUACGCUUUUGUAAGAUUCUCCACGAAAGAAUCAGCAACACACGCAAUCGUUGCGGUUCACAACGCGGAUAUCAACGGGCAGACUGUUAAGUGCACGGCUGCGGCUGCGGCUGCCGCUGCCGCCGCGGGUGUGGGAAGUGUCGGGAACGUUGGUGGUGUAGGAGGCACAGGUCAACUGGGGUAUUGGUAUCCACCACAAUCUUAUCCGACAACGGCGGCAACUCAGAUGCAAGCCGGUGGGUUCCUCCAGGGUAUGCAGGGCUACACUUACGGUCAAUUUGCUGGUUAUCAACAGGCUCAGUACAUGGGAAUGGGGAUGGGCGUACAUGCGGCAGGUACUGCACCUGGAUGGGGCCAAGGUUUACCUGGUGGACCUCAACUACCACCUCAUCACGCUACAACAGUGACGGCACCCCCAGGAGUUCAGGCUGCACCUCAACCUCAACCUCCACCCGCACAAAUGAUGGCCUAUCCUAUGCAACAAUUCCAGGUAAAUCAAUUCGUUAUUUCAUAA
Cotesia congregata is the source of this 759-nucleotide messenger RNA. The record is from the annotation of a GenBank genome assembly. Lineage: Eukaryota; Metazoa; Arthropoda; Insecta; Hymenoptera; Braconidae.